Molecule: messenger RNA, 1746 nt
Organism: Nannospalax galili (Upper Galilee mountains blind mole rat)
Lineage: Eukaryota; Metazoa; Chordata; Mammalia; Rodentia; Spalacidae
Gene: Pnrc1
Product: proline rich nuclear receptor coactivator 1
Exons: 2
Coding region: 150-1097 (315 amino acids)
Biological process (GO): nuclear-transcribed mRNA catabolic process, nonsense-mediated decay
Cellular component (GO): P-body; nucleus
Source: RefSeq, a predicted model, not a curated record
UAACAACACUCGGAACCGCGGCCGGUGCUAUUUGUUGCUGCGCCGCCUCGUCCGAAUUACGGUCUGCGCGCGGAGCCUGCUCGCAGCAGCCGCCUUCCCGUGACCUCGGGUUCCGCUUCUCCCAGCCUGCCGAGCAGCCGCCCCGCGCCAUGACUGUCGUCUCCGUCCCGCAGCGGGAGCUCGCUCUGGGCGGCCGUCUGGCACCGCUCGGCUUUUCCGCCCGCGGCUUCCUCGGGGCCCUCCCGAUGGUGAGCCCGGCCCCGCCGCCCUUGCCGCGCCUGGCGGACCCGCGCGUGCUGCCGCCGUCGCUCUUCCUGCCGCACUUCCUCGCAGGGGAUAGCCCCUGCCAGGUGGCCGGCCUCGGACCGACCGCGCUGCCCGGCUGUAACCCGGCCCCGGCGGGAGCCCAGCGGGCGGCACCCAAGAAGCGGCGCAAGAAGAAGGUGCGCACCAGCCCGGCGGGGCAGUUCCCCAGCCGCUUCCACCAGUUCCAGCAGCACCGGCCGAGCCUGGAGGGCGGCCGCAGCCCGAGCGCAGCGCCGGAGGAUCCGGGCUGCGCCGCCGCCUCGGCUCCGGACCCCGCGGCCGCAGUCCGGCCGGCAGGAGCGAGCCCGGGGUGGCCCGCGCCGCCGGCUCAGGCUCCGCUUAGAAAGGAGGUUUUUAAAUCAAAGAUGGGAAAAUCAGAGAAGAUUGUCCUUCCCCAUGGCCAGCUUGUGCAUGGUAUACACUUGUGUGAACAACCAAAGAUAAACAGACAGAAAAGCAAAUAUAACUUGCCACUAACCAAGAUCACCUCUGCAAAAAGGAAUGACAACUUUUGGCAGGAUUCUGCUUCACCUGAUAGAAUUCAAAAGCAAGAAAAUAAGCCUUUUAAAAACACCGAGAACAUUAAAAACAUUCAUUGGAAGAAAUCAGGGUUUCUAACUGAAGUGAGCCAAAAGGAAAAUUAUGCUGGGGCAAAAUUUAGUGAUCCACCUUCUCCUAGUGUUCUUCCAAAGCCUCCGAGUCACUGGAUGGGAAGCACCGAUGAAAAUUCCAACCAAAACAAGGAGCUGAUGGCAGUGCACUUAAAAACGCUCCUAAAAGUUCAGACUUAGAUUUUAGGUUUUGGUAUGUAUGCUAAACAUAGUUUUUCCCAAACCCCUGGACUCUGAAAGGAAAUUGAUAACAGUAAUGGAAAUUUGCCAUGUUGCAGCAUUCAGAUACAAAAGAUGAGCUUACAGUUCCAUACAAAUAGCUUGUACUAUAUUUUAUAUUUUGUAAAUACUGUAUACCAUGUAUUAUGUGUAUAUUGUUCAUACUUGAGAGGUACAUUAUAGUUUUGUUAUGAAAGUAUGUAUUUGCCCUGCCAACAUGGUGGGUGUUUUGUAUAUAUACAGUGGAGAAAUUUUAAGUGGAUGCUAAGGCACAUACAUGGAAGACUGGUUUAUUUGCACAGGUACUGAGAAUUUUUUUUUUUUUUAAGAAAUAGCUUUCAAAUCUCAAAGUGAAGAUCUAAAUGUGAACAAUUUACUAAUGCACUACUGAAGUCUAAAUCUGUGGCACAAUCAUUGUGAACGUGAGAUUUGUCUGUUUCUCUAAAAUGAUCUGUAACUAUUAGAAAACUAUUCCCAUUUUUACCAAACUCGGUUUCUGGUUACUGGUAUAUAGCCAUUACUAAAAUUUAAAAUACCUCUUAUUUAAUGCCAACAAAAUUGGUUGUAAUCAAAUUUUAAAGUAAUAAUAAUAAUUUGGCCUCCCCUUUUA